AUGACGCUAAAAUCAAUUGUUGGACAAAAAUUAAUCAACGAGGUACUCGCCCCUCUACAUAAACCAGAAAAAGGAGGGGCUUGGAAUGCUUUAAUAGUUGAUCGUCUUGCAAUGAGAAUGUUAAGUGCUUGUUGCAAAAUGCAUGAUGUAAUGGAUCAAGGAGUUACUAUUGUUGAGGAUUUGAAUAAACGAAGAGAACCUUUGCCUACUAUUGAUGCUAUUUAUUUGAUUUCUCCGACAAAGGAAUCCGUCGACAAAUUGACUCAAGACUUUUCUGGUUCUCACAAUUUAUAUAAAUGUGCACAUGUGUUUUUUACUGAAGCUUGUCCUGAUCAACUCUUUUCUACUCUUUCGCGUAGUCCAGCUGCUCGUCAUAUAAAGACUUUAAAAGAAAUAAAUAUUGCUUUUACUCCUUAUGAAUCACAAGUUUAUACUCUCGAUUCGCCAUCGACUUUCUUUCUGUAUUACAACCCCCAAAAGCCCGGCAGUCUAACGGAGAACCUGGACCGCAUAGCGGAGCAAAUAGCAACGAUUUGUGCUACUCUUGGAGAGUAUCCGUCUAUUCGUUAUCGCGCUGAUGUUGAACGUAACGUUGAUUUGGGUCACUUGGUUGAAGCAAAAUUGGAUGCUUACAAAGCUGACGAGCCUUCUAUGGGUGAAGGAACAGAAAAAGCUCGUUCUCAACUAAUAAUAAUUGAUCGAGGAUUUGAUGCUGUUUCUCCAUUAUUACACGAAUUAACUUUACAAGCAAUGACUCAAGACCUUUUAAAUAUCGAAAAUGAUGUUUAUCGUUAUGAAACUGGAGGGGCAGAAUCUGUGGAUAAAGAAGUUUUGUUGGAUGAAAGUGAUGAUUUGUGGAUAGAGAAUAGACAUAAACACAUUGCUGUGGUUUCUCAAGAGGUUUUUUUUUGUUAUUUAAAAAGUAGUUUUGGAGGGAAGGGAGGUGGGAAUUUUUGGAGACGGAUAGUUCUUGAUUUCUUUUGGUCCUUCACAUUUGCUUUCAUAUCCACCUUUUCUUUUUGGGAUAAACUGUUAUUCUUGUGGUCGUCGACUUUGGCUAAUCUCGGUCAUAAACCAUGGGGAGGACUGGACGGGUUUAAUUUUGGAUUUGGAACACUUCAAAUAUUUUUUAAUUUUUUUUUUGGGGGGGGGGGGAGACUUGCUUGA
Molecule: messenger RNA, 1167 nt
Organism: Meloidogyne enterolobii
Lineage: Eukaryota; Metazoa; Nematoda; Chromadorea; Rhabditida; Meloidogynidae
Source: the annotation of a GenBank genome assembly